This is a messenger RNA of Papilio xuthus (Asian swallowtail), 1600 nucleotides long. RefSeq lists its product as uncharacterized. The transcript is spliced from 2 exons. The coding region runs from base 81 to 1595 and encodes 504 amino acids. Lineage: Eukaryota; Metazoa; Arthropoda; Insecta; Lepidoptera; Papilionidae. The record is from RefSeq and is a predicted model, not a curated record.
ACAUGACUUUUGACAGGCAUUGACAUUUGAAUAAUGUUUGCUAAAGUGCAAAAGGAAUCUUAGAAAAUAAAUAGAAUAUAAUGAAGAAAACGUACAUACCAAACAUCGACCGCAACAUUUAUAUCGACAAUUAUUUUUCCAGCUCAAUGAUACCAUUCCAAAGCACCUUAGAACAACAAUCUAGUUUAAAAAUCAUCGAAUUAAACGAUUCAAACACAACAGAUUCUGAUGAAAAUUACGAUCAACAACAUACCUGGUGUUACGUUGAUAAACGAUUAGAAAAAGAAAGUGAAUCUAAGUACAAAGUUAACGCACAAGCUAGAGCAAAACGACGAAUGAAUAGAGUAUCACCUGAAAUUGUUAACAAAACUAUUGAUUAUUUAACGUAUGACAAUAAAGAUUUCGUUGAGACAGAAAAUAGUAACUUAAGUAAUGCUUUAUAUAAUGCAUUAACUACAGAAAGGAUACCAAAUAAUCCUUUAAAUUGUUUCACAAUAAUUAACAACGAACUGGCUGAUUCUGAUCAAACUACAUCAGACAAUGAAGACAGUAUGAAAAUAAUACAAUGUGGUGACGUUGUACUUGAAGAUCAUAAAAGAAGUAUCUACUCAAAUGAAACGAAUUAUAACAGGAAUAUUGAUAGCAAAAGAACAAUAUGGAUUUAUUCAUUUAAAAAUAGAAAUUUACUAACCGAAGAAUCGGAAAACGUAUCAACAGAAGAUAGUACUUCUUCCUCGUCAUUUGAAAAUAAUGAUUAUAAAGAAAGAAUAUCAACACCGAUACCGUCUUUUAUACCGAGAUUAAAUUUUUAUGUAGCGGCAACACUACCACCGGUGACAGAAGUAAUUGAACCUUUGCAUAUUGCAACACCAAAUAAUAUAGAUAAAACAGAAACGUUGGUAUCAAAAUUGCAAGUAACUCCUCAAUUCUCAGAACAAAAUAGCCCAGCUUUAAAUACUGCUGUACCUUCGCAAAACAUUAUAAAUUGGAUGGCUUUAUCACCAAGAGAACGUAGAAGAAAGAUUAAAACUAAUCUAACAGAUGUCAUAGUAAAUGAUUGUGAAAUAAAUAUUGCUUCAAACAAACACACAGAAAGCAAUUUGCCUCUCAAUAUAGAUAAAGAUUUAACUUACGUCAUACCUAAAAGAAACGAAGUUGACAACGAAAUAACAAUUGACAGUAAUCAUGAUGACAAUACAAUAGAUGAAAAAGGAGAUCACAGACAAAUAAUACAAUUAAAAAAACCACAAAUUUUAUUAAAAACAAUAUCACCAAACAUUACUGAUCCUAUUGAAAAACUUAACGGAGAUGAAUGGAUUGGUAGCAAAGAUGAAAACAAAGAAGAAAAUCUUGAUAUAGACGAGAAAAAGAUUGAGGAAAUCCAAAAACCUGUAAAUAUUAUAAGGUGCGCAGGUGAUAGACUAUUAAAUAAAAAUAUGACAUUAUUAAAACCAGUAGAAUGGGCACAAUACUUACCAAUUACUGAUAGCAUACCAUCUCUACACCUCUCGCUUCCAUCUGAUAUAAACGAUGAGAAAAAAUCAUGGUUCAAAUAUAUCAUUAAAUAUUUUCAAUGCUGUAAAAUAUGUAAAUAAAUAAA